Molecule: messenger RNA, 1289 nt
Organism: Sesamum indicum (sesame)
Lineage: Eukaryota; Viridiplantae; Streptophyta; Magnoliopsida; Lamiales; Pedaliaceae
Biological process (GO): fatty acid metabolic process
Molecular function (GO): fatty-acyl-CoA binding
Source: RefSeq, a predicted model, not a curated record
UCCACCGCGCAGUGGGUCCAUCGUUCAAGAAUUCCUCAGCCGAAUAUACUCUUCUCUGUCUUCAAGAAUUCCGUCUUUUUUUAACUCUAAUCUCCUUUUUGUUCAUUAUGAUAUAAAGACAAGAGACGGGUUUCAAUUAUUCUUUUACUGUCGUCGGCCUCUUGUUGCUUUCUCCCUUAAUAUUUGCUGAAUAUGGAUGUGGUGGAGCUUUUAGUGUUGUGUGUUCUGGGGUUUUCUGUUUUAGUGUUCUUGAUUCUUGACAAUCUUGUUGCGAUCGAGGAGAGCAGAAGAACUUAUCGUGAAACAGACAAAAGCACUGAUCUUUUUAAUGAUUCUGAAAGCAAAACUAGGAUUGGGUCUUCAGCAGUGGAAUCAGUGAACGAGAGUUGUCAUCAAGACGAGGAAAAGAGUGUCGGUGCUGCUGAAGAGGCUGAAAACAGAGUAACAGAAGAAAAAGAAACAGGAGUUCCAGUUAGUGUAAGGUCUGAGGAAUCGGUUUCUUGCAGUGGGUUUAAGGAUGAUGUUUGUCAGAAUAUGGGAAUCUGUGAGGAUGAUUGUGAAGGAGAAGAGGGAUUGAUUGAUGAUGAUUGGGAGGGAAUAGAAAGGACUGAACUGGAAAAGAAUUUUGGUGAAGCAGUGGUUUUUGUGGGUUCUGAGAGCAAUGCUGAUCAGAUUGCUGAUGUGAAGUUGCAGUUAUAUGGGCUUCAAAAGGUUGCUCUUGAAGGGCCUUGCCAUGGAUCACAGCCUAUGGCAUUGAAGAUUUCAGCUCGCUACAAGUGGAAUGCUUGGCAGAAGCUCGGGAACAUGAGUAGGGAGAUGGCAAUGGAGAAGUAUAUCGAUGUUCUAUCGCAGGCUGUUCCUAAUUGGCAGGGGGAACGUACGCAAACUAUUCAAGAUGGAGCAACUUCAGAGGAUCUAACUAUGCAGAAAUGCUGAAGCUGAAAGAUAAGCUAUAUAGGAUGUGAAUCUACCUUUUGUUUUUGUUAGGACAGUAUAUAUUAAACAUCCAAUUAUUUCUUUGGUAAAUUGGAUAAGACAAUGUGGAUUUAUCCAUUUCUAUAUUCAUUCUGAUAUCUUAAAUCUCCCCAGUAAUCUGGGAACAAAAAUAUAUGACAAUGAUUUGUCUUAGACGAAUUUCUGCUUCUGACAUGCCGGACCUUUCUACCGUUAUGUGUUGCUGAGGCAAAUGAUUUGCUUAAGGUUUACAUUGUUAAGACGGGAAAUGUUUUGCGCUACUGGUUGUUUGUCUAUGUAUAAAAUGUAAUACAAAAUGCGAUACGAAUCUGCAA